CCUACCGAACAGAUGGUCACUGGAAAAGAAGUUAAUCUGGCAGCAGAGACAAAAAACCUAGUUGAAGGGGCAGAAAACACAGUGCCGAAACCUACCGAACAGAUGGUCACUGGAAAAGAAGUUAAUCUGGCAGGGGCAGAAAACACAGAGCCGAAACCUACCGAACAGAUGGUCACUGGAAAAGAAGUUAAUCUGGCAGGGGCAGAAAACACAGUGCCGAAACCUACCGAACAGAUGGCCUCUGGAAAAGAAGUUAAUCUGGCAGGGGCAGAAAACACAGAGCCGAAACCUACCGAACAGAUGGUCACUGGAAAAGAAGUUAAUCUGGCAGCAGAGACAAAAAACCUAGUUGAAGGGGCAGAAAACACAGUGCCGAAACCUACCGAACAGAUGGCCUCUGGAAAAGAAGUUAAUCUGGCAGGGGCAGAAAACACAGUGCCGAAACCUACCGAACAGAUGGCCUCUGGAAAAGAAGUUAAUCUGGCAGGGGCAGAAAACACAGUGCCGAAACCUACCGAACAGAUGGCCUCUGGAAAAGAAGUUAAUCUGGCAGGGGCAGAAAACACAGUGCCGAAACCUACCGAACAGAUGGCUGCUGGAAAAGAAGUUAAUCUGGCAGAGACAAAAAACCUAAUUGAAGGGGCAGAAAACACAGUGCCAAAACCUACCAAACAGAUGGCCGCUGGAAAAGAAGUUAAUCUGGCAGAUUGGCACCAGGUGAAAGGAUUCAAAGUUCCAUCAGAGAACAUCAUUCUGGAUAUAAAGACUGUGCACCCUGCUAUUAGAAUCAGUAAAGGAAAGCGGGCUAUUUACGUAAAAGAAAAAGAUACAGAAAACCCCUCUAUGAGAAUGCAUCUCCAUGUAUUUUGUGUAGAGAGUUUCAGUUCAGGACAACACUAUUGGGAAGUGAGGGUAAAGGAACAAAAAGUCCAAAAACUGUCAUGGUAUGUUGGUGUGGCCAGAGAAAAUGUUAAGAGAAGAUCUAUUGUUCCUUUAACUCCACAGAAUGGAUUUUGGAUUCUUUCUUAUGAUAAAGAAAAGGGUUUCCAUGUCAAUACUGACCCUCAAACACCGAUAACUGUGGCAGAGAUCACUAUAGUGGGAGUGUUUCUAGACUGUGACAGACACACUCUGUCUUUUUAUAAUGUUGAUACAGAGUCACUUCUCUACACAUUUACUGAUGUGACGACAUCAAACUACUUUCCUGUGUUCAGCCCAGGACAACGUGACAAAACCCCAAUGAGAAUAUUGGAAUGACUACCAAAACCCUUAAGCUGAACUGCGUUGGCCGGGUUAAGCAUCCACUGUAGUUGCUGGAACCGUGCUGGAAAGGACAAUAUCAGAGCCAGCACAGUAUAGGUUGGGUUAGCACUAUAGUGUGAAAUGGGUCCGAGAUGCAGGUGAAAUUCAUGUCAAAUGAGACAUGCGUUAUACACAUUUUGAGUUAUUCAGUGAUGCCCAGUUGUAAAUGUGUGUGUCUUUUUCCCGAAAAGUUUUCAGACGCCACAAGAAAAAGAGAGCAAUAUUAAUGCCGUCUUUUUGUUGGCAGUAACCCGCCAUGGUUCAUUGAACAAACCCUAUGGGAAAAUGAAAGGAGUUUUUGUAGGGUUUUUGGAUAAAUAUAGAAAAUAAGGUCUGUGGUAAACGCAGGCAUAGGAGAUCAUCUUUAUCAGCUAAUGUCACUUUUUAUGUAAUCAGAAAAAGCACAUAAAGGCUUAAUUCAUAACGUUCAUAUUAACUGACUGAUAUUAUCUCAGAUCAAAAUCUCCUAAGC
This is a messenger RNA of Coregonus clupeaformis (lake whitefish), 1774 nucleotides long. Its product is annotated as E3 ubiquitin-protein ligase TRIM39. NCBI's taxonomy places the organism in Eukaryota, Metazoa, Chordata, Actinopteri, Salmoniformes, Salmonidae. Bases 13 to 1257 code for a protein of 414 amino acids. Gene Ontology annotation, molecular function: protein binding. The record is from RefSeq and is a predicted model, not a curated record. The transcript is spliced from 15 exons.